AAUUGGUUAACGAAAGCUAAUUACCCAGCAUUCACAUGCUAACUGACUAGUACUUCCGCGGACAUUAAUUCAGCUUCACUCAGUACCUAGCUCUCAAACAAUCACCAUGCCUUCAGGGGUAAUCUUUGUCAUACACAUACCUUCAAGUAAUUACGAACAUAUACUAAGAUUUGGGAAGCCAAAAGAUUUAGUUCCUGUUGAAGAAUCUACCAUUAAGCCGGCAAGAUUAGCGGUGGAACUACGGAAUAAGAAAUCUAGGAGUAUUCCUAUACAUUUGACCCAACAAUAUUAUAAUGAAGGGUAUAGCCAACCUUUGGAUAACAUUGAUGAAUGCGAUGAAGUUUUCACCAUGGAGAAUAUACUACAAGAACUGCUAAGCAAGUUGCACGUGGAGCGCGUGGUUUGGACAAGUGACAAGGCGGGGAAUUAUUUCGAGAUCGUGUUCCCUUUGCCAACUGGCGACCAGUGCGAGACCAUGCUGCACUGUCUCACGCAGCUUGGGAUCGGUGUGAGAUGCAAAUCUAUUGUGAGUGUAUUACCCUGCAAUGUGGUGCACUCGGCGACACCAAAUGAAGAAAUUACUGAUGAUACGGCAAUGCGAAAAUCAGAAGACGCAACACGUUGGAGGAAUUUCGUGGAGUCAAUAAGGUCUAAAUUGACAGUAAAGCAAGUUGUAGACGGUGUGCGGGGCGGGGGAGAGUUGUCCUUUGAUUAUCUCACGCUAAUUAUAACAGCUGAGUGA
Molecule: messenger RNA, 742 nt
Organism: Spodoptera littoralis (African cotton leafworm)
Lineage: Eukaryota; Metazoa; Arthropoda; Insecta; Lepidoptera; Noctuidae
Source: the annotation of a GenBank genome assembly